GAAAUAUCACUGACGUGUCCCCGUGCGAGGAUCGACUACGUACGUGUACUAUUCGCUUCGGUACGUCGCGAUAAUCUUGCGUCGCUCAUCAACGCGCCAAAUACUGCCAGUCAUAGGAGAGUCGUAGAAUCGAGCGAGCGAGCGGAACGAGCGUGUGCCUGUCACGUCGAUCGUCACGGAAGCGGAUCUACCUAGUCGAGAGAAGUAGUCGAGCCCCCAGCACAAUUAUGGCAACGGUCUUUAACACUUUCGUAAAUUCCUUCAGCAACACGCUAAACGCACCGGUCAGACAACACUUGAAGAAUGUCUACGGCUGCCUAUCCCUGUCCACGGUAUCUGCAGCCGUGGGAGCUUACGUGCACAUGUACACACAGCUCUUGCAGGCUAGUCUGUUGACAAGCUUUGGUACUUUGGCAGUUCUCAUCGCCCUGAUGACUACACCCGACAAUGGGAAAAAUCAGAAGUUACGUCUCGGCUAUCUAUUGGGAUUCGCAUUCCUAUCUGGUCUUGGUUUAGGCCCGUUGCUUGAAUUGGUGAUCAGCAUAGACCCGAGCAUAGUGGUAACGGCUCUGGUCGGAACGACGGUUGUUUUCGUCUCCUUCAGUAUCUCCGCGCUCUUGGCCGAACGCGGACGUUGGCUGUACCUCGGUGGCACUUUGAUGAGCAUGCUGAAUGUGAUGAUCCUGUUCUCCUUCGUCAAUCUGUUUCUGCGUUCGACUUUCAUCUACCAGACGCACCUGUAUCUGGGAUUGUUCGUCAUUUGCGGCUUUGUCAUUUACGACACCCAGUUGAUCAUCGAGAAGCAUCACAUGGGCAGCAGGGACUUUAUCAUGCACUCGUUGGACUUGUUUAUCGACUUUAUAGGGGUUUUCCGACAUCUUCUCGUGAUACUUACGCAAAAGGAAUUGUCCAAGGAUUCACGCAAGCGCAAAGAUUGAGCAAAAGUGAGCGACGGAGGGGGGAAAAAGAUGGGUGAUUGCGGUGUAUUCAAGUAAAUCCGUGGAACUAGAGGUCUUCAUGUAAAAAAAAAAGAAAAUCUAUCCAUACCUAGGUAUCUGUGUAUAUAUACAUACCGAAAAAGUUAUAUUAAACUUACACACACACAUACACACACACACACACACACACACACACACACACACACACACGUAUCACAUACACAUAACACCUCUUUAGUAAAGAUGAUAUACGAGACUACAUAUUUACCAUAAUAAAAGAAAAAAAUGUUACACAAUUUGUUUGCGAAAAAGAAGAAGAAAGAAGGAGAAAACUUUACUUCUAACGUCCAAUUAUAAAGCAUGCCGUGUUUAUUCUAAUCACACCUCUGAGUUAAUCUCCAUCAGAUUUGUAUGCGUACAUAUAGAUAUAUAAAUUAAUUGUAUUAUAUUUUCAACUUUCAAUAAAUGAACUUUC
Molecule: messenger RNA, 1413 nt
Organism: Ooceraea biroi (clonal raider ant)
Lineage: Eukaryota; Metazoa; Arthropoda; Insecta; Hymenoptera; Formicidae
Gene: BI-1
Product: Bax Inhibitor-1
Biological process (GO): negative regulation of RNA splicing; negative regulation of endoribonuclease activity; negative regulation of apoptotic signaling pathway
Cellular component (GO): mitochondrial membrane
Molecular function (GO): enzyme binding
Source: RefSeq, a predicted model, not a curated record